Messenger RNA from Dufourea novaeangliae, 1361 nucleotides. RefSeq names its product arginine/serine-rich coiled-coil protein 2. NCBI's taxonomy places the organism in Eukaryota, Metazoa, Arthropoda, Insecta, Hymenoptera, Halictidae. Bases 90 to 1313 code for a protein of 407 amino acids. The transcript is spliced from 5 exons. The record is from RefSeq and is a predicted model, not a curated record.
ACGGCGUUUCUGCACAAGGCAGCCUAGGAUCGACGCACCACGAUAGUCGUAAUAAUUUCGGAUAUUUCGUGCCCCGUAUUCACGCCAUUAUGGAUUCAUUAGCGAAUUACGCCAGUGAUGGGGAUAAUAGUAAUAAUUCGGAAGAUCCCAAGAUGUCGUAUGAAAUACAUGGUGAUGCCAGUGAAAGAGCCAGCGAUGCCAAUUAUGACCCAGUACAAAUGGACAUGAGUGAGGAAAGCAAUAACAACAAUUCGUCCAGAGAAUCCAGUAGCGAACGUGCAAAUAGCCCAGUAACACAGUCAAGGACAGAUGCAUCCCGACCAUUACCUUCCCCCUCAGACCAGAGGCGAUCUGAUCAUGAAAAUCAUACAGCAAGUUCCAAAGACGACCACAAACGCGGAGCUCGGUCUGAUCGUAACAGACAUAUGAGCGAUAAAGGACGGCGAUCUUCCUACGAUGAUAGAAGGCAACGAGAGAGUAGUCACAGAGAGAGUAGAGAUACAAAGAGAAGUCGAGACGAUGAUAAGAAGAAAGACAAGAGUUCAUUGGGGUGCAGUCGUGACGAGAAGAGCGAUGACAGAGAAAAGAAUGAUAAAGAUCAUCACUACCGUGAUGAUAGAAGGGAUCGUAAUCGGGACAGAAACGAUAGAGAUAGACGCAGAGACAGGGACAGGGAUCGCGAGCGCAGGCAUUCUAGGGACGACAGGUCGAAAGAUAGACAUCGUGAUGAUAAUAGAUCUAAUUAUCACAAGGAGAAGGAUCGUACACGUUCAAGGUCAAGAUCUAGAGACCGUGCACCGCCACCAUUUCGUACGAUGAGUUACAGAGAGGAAAAGAGCAGGAACAAAUUGGCUCAAUUAGAAAAGUUGGGAAUUGAAUUGAAAGCACCAGAAGGGGAUACCCCGACACUUGGUGUUCAGAACGAACAAAAUUACUAUAAUCCUUUGGCAACGGCGACACAAGGAAAGUACGCUGAACAGAUACAGAAGAGAAAACUCUUAUGGGCGAAUAAGUCUAAACAGGAUGAAGGAAAAACAUCGUCCACAACAGCUUCAACUGCAAACACGUGGGUCGGUACAACAUUCACUCAUGACCAGGAUGGAAAAGUAUCUGCGAAGUUCAAACGGUUAAUGGGUAUUAAGGAUGAUUUACCAACCGCUACGACGGCAGGUGCUAAGCCAGAUAUAUUAAAGAAACAAGAGGAAAUGUUUAACAAUAUGGAACAACAGUAUGAAGUAGCACGUGCUACCACCCACACGCAACGUGGCGUUGGGCUCGGUUAUGCCACUGGUGGCUAUCAAUUUCCACGAUAAAGUACAAUGAAACUUUUCGUAUAUUUGGUUAUUAUUAACAACGCCUAC